Erigeron canadensis is the source of this 581-nucleotide messenger RNA. RefSeq names its product lysM domain-containing GPI-anchored protein 2-like. NCBI's taxonomy places the organism in Eukaryota, Viridiplantae, Streptophyta, Magnoliopsida, Asterales, Asteraceae. Bases 30 to 425 code for a protein of 131 amino acids. The record is from RefSeq and is a predicted model, not a curated record. The transcript is spliced from 3 exons.
UUUGUACGUCAUCAGUGAGAAACGACUCUAUGGACUACCCUUUGCUCGUUCCAAAUGGCACUUACACCUUUACUGCAAACAAUUGUGUCAAAUGCCAGUGCAAUGGUGCUAACAACUGGAUAUUGGAAUGUGAGCCAGCAAAUAUUAUUUUGCCAGUAGGGAAGCAGCAAACUUGUCCUCCUACACAAUGUGCAGGCACUUCUUUUGAUUUGGGUAACACCACUUUAGAUUCAAAUUGUAACCUGUCAAGAUGUGCAUAUGCUGGUUAUGAUGAUAGGAGGAUCUUUACUGCUCUCACCCAAGAGUCUACUUGUCCAGCUGGAAAUGGCAAUAACAGCAGCCCAUCAGGAAAUGGUUCGGCAGCUUUGAGAUGGAGCUUUCUUCUUGUUGUGUCUUUCGUUUCUCUUCAUCUUCUGAGUUGGUAAGAUAUGUAUCUGUAAAUUUACCACGGAGUUGAUAGGAUUUCCGAUUGUAUUUGUAGUACUUGUGAAGCUUGUAUAUCGUGAAUUCUCUUUUCUUGUUGUACGUCUCAUACUCUCAUUGACGGUUUGUUUAUGGAAGGAAGAAGAUUUUGGUUAAAA